AUGGCGACGUGUUUCACAAUAUCUCUGAUGUUUCUACUCAUGACUGCUGAUGUUGAUGGUCAGCAGGUUUGGGGAGUGAAUUACAAUCCUUCAUAUGUUUGUGCAGUAAGAGGCUCAACAGUGAGAAUGUCCUGUAUUUAUACUCGUGAUUAUUGGAUCACAUCAUCAUACUGGACCAAAACGACACAUAAACCUGUUUCAGUGUCACCAAACCUGUGUUCUGACACAUAUUACAGGGAAAAGGUUCAGUGUCACACUAACAGAAUCACUUUAACACAUGUGACAGAAGCUGAUAAAGGCGUUUACUACUCCAUAUUUACAAAAGGAUACAGUGGAGAAUGGAGAGGGACUCCUGGAGUUCAGCUUGAUGUCACAGACCUCCAGGUGGAGACACAACAGAGAGUGAAAGAGGGAGAUUCAGUCACUCUUACAUGUAAAACCACCUGCAGACUGACUGAAGAAACAACAUUCAUCUGGUACAGAAACACACAGACAUUAACUGAACACACAGUGAAGGGCUUUCAUCUGCAGUCAGUCAGUCGUCAUGAUUCAGGACUCUAUAGAUGUGCUAUAAGAGGAUCUGAACAUCUGUCCUCUCCUGGUGUUUAUCUCAAUUUAGAAUAUGCACCAAGAAAUGUCUCAGUGUCCAUCAGUUCUUCUGGUGUAAUAGUGGAGGGUGAUUCAGUGAAUCUGACCUGCAGCAGUGAAUCAAAUCCACCUGUUCACAUCUACAGCUGGUUUAAAGGAGGAAAACUUGUAGGAUCUGGAAACAUCUACAGCAUCACAAGUGUCAGAUCAAAUCACAGUGGAAAAUACAAGUGCAAGACCAGAAAUAAACAUGGAUUGAAAUAUUCAGAAGCUGUGAUAAUGGAUGUGAUGUAUGCACCAAGAAAUGUCUCGGUGUCCAUCAGUUCUUCUGGUGUAAUAGUGGAGGGUGAUUCAGUGACUCUGACCUGCAGCAGUGAAUCAAAUCCACCUGUUCACAUCUACAGCUGGUUUAAAGGAGGAAAACUUGUAGGAUCUGGAAACAUCUACAGAAUCUCAAACAUCAGAUCAGAUCACAGUGGAGAAUACAAGUGCAAGACCAGAAAUAAACAUGGAUUGAAAUAUUCAGAAGCUGUGAUAAUGGAUGUGAUGUAUGCACCAAGAAAUGUCUCGGUUUCCAUCAGUUCUUCUGGUGUAAUAGUGGAGGGUGAUUCAGUGACUCUGACCUGCAGCAGUGAAUCAAAUCCACCUGUUCACAUCUACAGCUGGUUUAAAGAGAAUCAAACAUCAUCUGUUGGAUCUGGACAGACGUUCAGCAUCACUAACAUUAAUUCUAGUCUCAGUGGAUGGUUUUACUGUGUGGCUCAGAAUAAACAUGGAUCUCAGAGAUCAGCUGCUGUAUCACUCACUAUAACAGGAGUUAAGGGUUCUGUUCUGUACACAGUUUCUGGUAUUGUGGCAGGAUGUGGAGGAUUGUUCUUCAUCAUCAUCUUCAUUAUCCUGUUUAUUAAGAAGAGGAGGACUGAUAGUAGAGCAGAACACAUGAAUCAGAAACAGACGGCUGACUUGAGUGAUGAUACAUACACAGCUCUGAAUCCUGCGUCCAGAACAUCUGCAGACAUUUACAACACAAUCAGAUCGGAUCAGUGCAGGGCUGCUGAUGGCGUCUACACGACUCUUGAGCUUCAGUCCAGAUCUUCUGAAUAUGAUACAAUAGCAGUAAACACACAUUAA
Molecule: messenger RNA, 1719 nt
Organism: Triplophysa dalaica
Lineage: Eukaryota; Metazoa; Chordata; Actinopteri; Cypriniformes; Nemacheilidae
Product: B-cell receptor CD22-like
Exons: 10
Coding region: 1-1719 (572 amino acids)
Source: RefSeq, a predicted model, not a curated record